Molecule: messenger RNA, 13097 nt
Organism: Salvelinus fontinalis (brook trout)
Lineage: Eukaryota; Metazoa; Chordata; Actinopteri; Salmoniformes; Salmonidae
Product: probable G-protein coupled receptor 149
Exons: 4
Coding region: 327-2579 (750 amino acids)
Biological process (GO): neuropeptide signaling pathway
Cellular component (GO): membrane; neuron projection
Molecular function (GO): neuropeptide binding; G protein-coupled receptor activity
Source: RefSeq, a predicted model, not a curated record
GUGCAGUACGCACUGGGUUUUUGUACAUAAAUCGCGGAGCAUCAUCCUCGAGGAGCCUCGCCAUCUAUCUCCUCCAGUACGCGUCUAAAGUGCACUGGUGUCCUAUUCUGGAAGCUACUUUCCGUUAUGUAUCCAAGAUAUAUCCAACUGGACUGCUGAAAUAUAGCCUAUCAGAGUGACUCACCAGGGAUGUAGUCUAGCCUAUGUGUACCGUUAGAACUCUAGUAACAUUUUGGCAUUGGCUCAAAGUUUAUAUACAUAUUUAUAUAUAUAUAUAUAUAUAUAUAUAUAUAUAUAACACAAGCCAGGUCGACAAAGUUACCUAAAUGAAAAUGUCCUCGACUCUCAGCUCCCCGUCACCGAACAACAGCAGCCUUUUCACCUCGAGCUACGAGAGGACGGACCUCACCGAGGCGCAAAGACAGAUGAGCCUGCUUCUCUUCGGCUUGUGCGUCGCCAUCGCCGCUCUUACCUUCUUGGGAAGUGUGUAUUCUCUCUUCUUUUUCAUUCGGAUGAGGUGGAAAACUAUCCUGUGGCUCAUCGUGGCUUCGAUGUCCGUGGACGACCUGCUCAGCGUGAUACCUCUCUCCCUCUUUAUGCUCAUGCAGUGGGAGAGAGAUGGAGAGGGAGGGUCGGUGACCAUAUGCACUUUGUCGGGACUUCUCUAUGUGUUCCAAGGACUCUCCAGCAAUAUGAAGGCUUGCCUUAUCGCAGCCUACACCUUUUACGUUACCAAGCGAGAAGGAAGCCCUCGGCCGUUGAGGGUGAUGUUGGCGAUAAUAGGGGUGUGGGUAGUCAGCCUGGCCGUCAGUGUACUACCCCUGUGCGGCUGGGGGAGUUUCACUCCGCUCUCUCUCGGCUGCUUCCCGGAGAGACGAGGUUUUUACAUUCUGCUCCUUUUUUCUUUGUACUCCGUGUGUUUCUGUGGAUUGGUGUUCUUCUUCGUUCCUCUCACCUACCAGCUCCUGUGUUCCAGAGAGCCACAGAGGACGCUCUACCCGAGCUACUUGGAUAUGGCCAGGGAUCUGAGAGGGGACGGGUCUGCGCCUCUCUGCGACCUCCCGUCCUUCUCUCGGGACAGCUUGGACAGAAGUUUCAGUACCUACAACGAGCUGAGUCCGGUUGGUUUGAGGAAAGGGUUAGGGGUGCGGGACAAAGUGGAAACAUAUACCUGUUCAAACCCGGACUCUGAUCGUGUACUGAGGGAUGAUGGUACCAUCUGUAACUGGGAAUCCCCGGUGUUCUUUGCACAAAAGCGCUUCUCCAUGAUCCUAGCGGUGGUGAGAGUUGUCUUGUGGAUGCCGAUGAUGACUCUGGUGCUCGUGCGUCAUGCUGUAAACGUCCGCAGCUCCUACCUGGAAACGCUGGAAACGGUGAGCUUCUUCCUGACCCUGCUGGCGCCUGCGGUCACGCCGGUGUUCAUGCUCUCCGAGCGCUGGAUCCACCUUCCGUGCGGGUGCUUCAUCAACUGCCCGCGGGACACAGAGCGUGAGCCCACCGCAAAGAAGAGGUUUGAAUUUAACCUCUCCUUCCAAAAAGGGUACGGAAUAUACAAGAUAUCGCACGCGACCAACCCCCACCGAACCCCGUCCGUCGAGAAACCUUCCUAUUACAACUUCUUCAACUGCGACUUCACAGAAAACCAGCUUGCCGUGCUGGACAGCUCCGGGGUCGCGAGCCUGCAGGCCGAGCUGGAGUUCAGGACCCCACGUGCAGUGGACAGCUCCCCACUGCGUGAACAUGGCGAUCUGCUUCUCGAGGCAGUGGCAGGUGGAGGAGAGGCCCUGGCGCUGGCAGACUGCCUCCAAUUUCCUCACGAUAACCACAGAGACCAGGACCUCAACCUCACCGACACGUCGUCGGUGUUCGAGGGAACGGAACGGAGACUGUCGCAUGUAGAGUGCAUAAAAAUGGAGCUGACGGACUGGGAGUGGUGUAGGAGUAAAUCCGAGAGGACCCCCAGACAGAGAUAUGGGGGAGGUCUGGCCCUCCCUCUGUGUGCCUUCCAGGGCACCGUCUCCCUGCACUCCCCCACAGGGAAGACCCUCUCCCUCUCCACCUAUGAGGUCAGCAGCGAAGGGCUCACCAUCUCCCCCCACGCCGCCAAGAAGGUGGAGGUCUACCGCUCCAAGUCUGUAGGCCACGAGCCCAGUGCAGACGACCCCAGUUCUGGAGGCACGGCCGGGGGAGUGGGGACGGAGGUGGGAAUGCGGGACACCAACGUGAAGAUCCACCUGGAGGUGUUGGAGAUCUGUGACAACGAGGAGGCCACGGACAGCGUGUCCAUCAUCUCCAACAUCAGCCAGUCGUCCACCCAUGCCCGCUCCCCGUCGUUGCGCUAUUCUCGGAAGGAGAACCGCUUUGUGUCCUGUGACCUGGGGGAGACAGCCUCCUACUCACUGCUCAUCCCCAACAGUGGCAACCCCGAGGCGGACAACAUCAACAUCAACAUCCCUGACACGGUGGAGGCCCACCGGCAGAACAGCCGCAGACAGACACAGGAGACAGGAGGGUACCGCGAGGAGAUACAGCUGCUCAACGAAGCCUACAGGAAGCAGGAAGAGGACAGAGAAGACUGAUACACAGACACAGGAUGCAGGAAGAUGGCAGACAAGACUGAUACACACAGGAAGCAGGAAGCAGGAAGAGGACAGAGAGAAAUGAUACACACAGGAUGCAGGAAGCCGACAGAGAAGUCUGAUAGACACACAGGAAGCAGGGGGAGGACAGAGAAGACUGAUACACACAGGUAGCAGGAAGUGGACAUAGAAGUCUGAUUCACACACAGGAAGCAAGAAGAGACAGAGAAGACUGAUAAACACAGGAAGCAGAAAGUGGACAGAGAAGUCUGCUUCACACACAGGAAGCAGGAAGAGACAGAGAAGACUGAUAAACACACAGGAAACAGGGGGGGGGGCAGACAAGACUGAUACACACAGGAAGCAGGAAGUGGACAGAGAAGUCUGAUUCACACACAGGAAGCAGGAAGCGGACAGAGAGAAAUGAUACACACAGGAAGCAGGAAGUGGACAGAGCAGUCUGAUUCACACACAGGAAGGGGGAAGAGACAGAGAAUACUGAUACACACAGGAAGACAAUGAGCAGACAGCGAAUACUGAUGAGCACACAAAGGAUGCAGACUGGGAAAGCACAUCCAGGUGGAUUGGCCUUUUAGCUAUAUAUUUUAAGUAUGUAUUUUGACAAAACAUUAGCUGCCACUGCCUAAGGCUGCUGGUACACUUAUCCUGUGUCCAUUCUGUGCUUCAGAGGUCCAUUAUGUAUAGAUGUGAUGAGGUGAGGUGGAGAGAAGUGGAUGCAGGACUAAGGGAUGAGGUGGAGAGAAGUGGAAGCAGGACCAAAGGAUGAGGUGUAGAGAAGUGGAAGCAGGACUAAAGGAUGAGGUGGAGAGAAGUGGAAGCAGGACUAAGGGAUGAGGUGGAGAGAAGUGGAUUCAGGACUAAAGGAUGAGGUGGAGAGAAGUGGAAGCAGGACUAAGGGAUGAGGUGGAGAGAAGUGGAUGCAGGACUAAAGGAUGAGGUGGAGAGAAGUGGAUUCAGGACUAAAGGAUGAGGUGGAGAGAAGUGGAUUCAGGACUUAAGGAUGAGGUGAGGUGGAGAGAAGGUGAUGCAGGACUAAGGGGUGAGGUGGAGAGAAGUGGAUGCAGGACUAAAGGAUGAGGUGAGGUGGAGAGAAGUGGAUGCAGGACUAAAGGAUGAGGUGGAGAGAAGUGGAUGCAGGACUAAGGGAUGAGGUGGAGAGAAAUGGAUGCAGGACUAAAGGAUGAGGUGGAGAGAAAUGGAUGCAGGACUAAAGGAUGAGGUGAGAGAAGGUGAUGCAGGACUAAGGGAUGAGGUGAGGAGAAGGUGAUGGAGGACUAAAGGAUGAGGUGUAGAGAAGGUGGUGCAGGACUAAAGGAUGAGGUGGAGAGAAGUGGAUGCAGAACUAAAGGAUGAGGUGGAGAGAAGGUGAUGCAGGACUAAAGGAUGAGGUGGAGAGAAGUGGAUGCAGGACUAAAGGAUGAGGUGAGGUGGAGAGAAGGUGAUGCAGGACUAAGGGAUGAGGUGGAGAGAAGUGGAUGCAGGACUAAAGGAUGAGGUGUACAGAAGUGGAUGCAGGACUAAAGGAUAAGGUGUAGAGAAGUGGAUGCAGGACUAAAGGAUGAGGUGGAGAGAAGUGGAUGCAGGACUAAAGGAUGAGAUGGAGAGAAGUGGAUGCAGGACUAAAGGAUGAGGUGGAGAGAAGUGGAUGCAGGACUAAAGGAUGAGGUGGAGAGAAGUGGAUGCAGGACUAAAGGAUGAGGUGGAGAGAAGUGGAUGCAGGACUAAAGGAUGAGGUGGAGAGAAGUGGAUGCAGGACUAAAGGAUGAGGUGGAGAGAAGUGGAUGCAGGACUAAAGGAUGAGGUGGAGAGAAGUGGAUGCAGGGCUAAAGGAUGAGGUGAGAGAAGGUGAUGCAGGACUAAAGGAUGAGGUGAGAGAAGGUGAUGCAGGACUAAAGGAUGAGGUGAGGAGAAGUGGAUGCAGGACUAAAGGAUGAGGUGGAGAGAAGUGGAUUCAGGACUAAAGGAUGAGGUGGAGAGAAGGUGAUGCAGGACUAAAGGGGUGAGGUGGAGAGAAGUGGAUUCAGGACUAAAGGAUGAGGUGAGGAGAAGUGGAUGCAGGACUAAAGGAUGAGGUGAGGAGAAGUGGAUGCAGGACUAAAGGAUGAGGUGAGGAGAAGUGGAUGCAGGACUAAGGGAUGAGGUGGAGAGACGUGGAUGCAGGACUAAAGGAUGACGUGAGGUGGAGAGAAGUGGAUGCAGGACUAAGGGAUGAGGUGGAGAGAAGUGGAUUCAGGACUAAAGGAUGAGGUGGAGAGAAGGUGAUGCAGGACUAAAGGGUUGAGGUGGAGAGAAGUGGAUGCAGGACUAAAGGAUGAGGUGAGGAGAAGUGGAUGCAGGACUAAAGGAUGAGGUGAGGAGAAGUGGAUGCAGGACUAAAGGAUGAGGUGAGGAGAAGUGGAUGCAGGACUAAAGGAUGAGGUGGAGAGACGUGGAUGCAGGACUAAAGGAUGACGUGAGGUGGAGAGAAGUGGAUGCAGGACUAAGGGAUAAGGUGUAGAGAAGUGGAUGCAGGACUAAAGAAUGAGGUGUAGAGAAGUGGAUGCAGGACUAAAGUAUGAGGUGAGGUGGAGAGAAGUGGAUGCAGGACUAAAGGAUGAGGUGUAGAGAAGUGGAUGCAGGACUAAAGGAUGAGGUGAGGAGAAGUGGAUGCAGGACUAAAGGAUGAGGUGAGGAGAAGUGGAUGCAGGACUAAAGGAUGAGGUGAGGUGGAGAGAAGUGGAUGCAGGACUAAAGGAUGAGGUGAGGUGGAGAGAAGUGGAUGCAGGACUAAAGGAUGAGGUGGAGAGAAGUGGAUGCAGGACUAAAGGAUGAGGUGAGGAGAAGUGGAUGCAGGACGAAAGGAUGAGGUGGAGAGACGUGGAUGCAGGACUAAAGGAUGAGGUGUAGAGAAGUGGAUGCAGGACUAAAGGAUGAGGUGUAGAGAAGUGGAUGCAGGACUAAAGGAUGAGGUGGAGAGAAGUGGAUGCAGGACUAAGGGAUGAGGUGGAGAGAAGUGGAUGCAGGACUAAAGAAUGAGGUGGAGAGAAGUGGAUGCAGGACUAAAGGAUGAGGUCAGGAGAAGUGGAUGCAGGACGAAAGGAUGAGGUGGAGAGACGUGGAUGCAGGACUAAAGGAUGAGGUGUAGAGAAGUGGAUGCAGGACUAAAGGAUGAGGUGGAGAGAAGUGGAUGCAGGACUAAAGUAUGAGGUGAGGUGGAGAGAAGUGGAUGCAGGACUAAAGGAUGAGGUGUGGAGAAGUGGAUGCAUGACUAAAGGAUGAGGUGAGGAGAAGUGGAUGCAGGACUAAAGGAUGAGGUGAGGAGAAGUGGAUGCAGGACUAAAGGAUGAGGUGAGGUGGAGAGAAGUGGAUGCAGGACUAAAGGAUGAGGUGAGGUGGAGAGAAGUGGAUGCAGGACUAAAGGAUGAGGUGGAGAGAAGUGGAUGCAGGACUAAAGGAUGAGGUGAGGAGAAGUGGAUGCAGGACGAAAGGAUGAGGUGGAGAGACGUGGAUGCAGGACUAAAGGAUGAGGUGUAGAGAAGUGGAUGCAGGACUAAAGGAUGAGGUGUAGAGAAGUGGAUGCAGGACUAAAGGAUGAGGUGGAGAGAAGUGGAUGCAGGACUAAGGGAUGAGGUGGAGAGAAGUGGAUGCAGGACUAAAGGAUGAGGUGGAGAGAAGUGGAUGCAGGACUAAGGGAUGAGGUGGAGAGAAGUGGAAGCAGGACUAAAGGAUGAGGUGUAGAGAAGUGGAAGCAGGACUAAAGGAUGAGGUGGAGAGAAGUGGAAGCAGGACUAAGGGAUGAGGUGGAGAGAAGUGGAUUCAGGACUAAAGGAUGAGGUGGAGAGAAGUGGAAGCAGGACUAAGGGAUGAGGUGGAGAGAAGUGGAUGCAGGACUAAAGGAUGAGGUGGAGAGAAGUGGAUUCAGGACUAAAGGAUGAGGUGGAGAGAAGUGGAUUCAGGACUUAAGGAUGAGGUGAGGUGGAGAGAAGGUGAUGCAGGACUAAGGGGUGAGGUGGAGAGAAGUGGAUGCAGGACUAAAGGAUGAGGUGAGGUGGAGAGAAGUGGAUGCAGGACUAAAGGAUGAGGUGGAGAGAAGUGGAUGCAGGACUAAGGGAUGAGGUGGAGAGAACUGGAUGCAGGACUAAAGGAUGAGGUGGAGAGAAGUGGAUGCAGGACUAAAGGAUGAGGUGAGGUGGAGAGAAGGUGAUGCAGGACUAAGGGAUGAGGUGGAGAGAAGUGGAUGCAGGACUAAAGGAUGAGGUGUACAGAAGUGGAUGCAGGACUAAAGGAUAAGGUGUAGAGAAGUGGAUGCAGGACUAAAGGAUGAGGUGGAGAGAAGUGGAUGCAGGACUAAAGGAUGAGAUGGAGAGAAGUGGAUGCAGGACUAAAGGAUGAGGUGGAGAGAAGUGGAUGCAGGACUAAAGGAUGAGGUGGAGAGAAGUGGAUGCAGGACUAAAGGAUGAGGUGGAGAGAAGUGGAUGCAGGACUAAAGGAUGAGGUGGAGAGAAGUGGAUGCAGGACUAAAGGAUGAGGUGGAGAGAAGGUGAUGCAGGACUAAAGGGGUGAGGUGGAGAGAAGUGGAUUCAGGACUAAAGGAUGAGGUGAGGUGAAGUGGAUGCAGGACUAAAGGAUGAGGUGAGGAGAAGUGGAUGCAGGACUAAAGGAUGAGGUGAGGAGAAGUGGAUGCAGGACUAAAGGAUGAGGUGGAGAGACGUGGAUGCAGGACUAAAGGAUGACGUGAGGUGGAGAGAAGUGGAUGCAGGACUAAGGGAUGAGGUGUAGAGAAGUGGAUGCAGGACUAAAGAAUGAGGUGUAGAGAAGUGGAUGCAGGACUAAAGGAUGAGGUGAGGUGGAGAGAAGUGGAUGCAGGACUAAAGUAUGAGGUGAGGUGGAGAGAAGUGGAUGCAGGACUAAAGGAUGAGGUGUAGAGAAGUGGAUGCAGGACUAAAGGAUGAGGUGAGGAGAAGUGGAUGCAGGACUAAAGGAUGAGGUGAGGAGAAGUGGAUGCAGGACUAAAGGAUGAGGUGAGGUGGAGAGAAGUGGAUGCAGGACUAAAGGAUGAGGUGAGGUGGAGAGAAGUGGAUGCAGGACUAAAGGAUGAGGUGGAGAGAAGUGGAUGCAGGACUAAAGGAUGAGGUGAGGAGAAGUGGAUGCAGGACGAAAGGAUGAGGUGGAGAGACGUGGAUGCAGGACUAAAGGAUGAGGUGUAGAGAAGUGGAUGCAGGACUAAAGGAUGAGGUGUAGAGAAGUGGAUGCAGGACUAAAGGAUGAGGUGGAGAGAAGUGGAUGCAGGACUAAGGGAUGAGGUGGAGAGAAGUGGAUGCAGGACUAAAGAAUGAGGUGGAGAGAAGUGGAUGCAGGACUAAAGGAUGAGGUCAGGAGAAGUGGAUGCAGGACGAAAGGAUGAGGUGGAGAGACGUGGAUGCAGGACUAAAGGAUGAGGUGUAGAGAAGUGGAUGCAGGACUAAAGGAUGAGGUGGAGAGAAGUGGAUGCAGGACUAAAGUAUGAGGUGAGGUGGAGAGAAGUGGAUGCAGGACUAAAGGAUGAGGUGUAGAGAAGUGGAUGCAGGACUAAAGGAUGAGGUGAGGAGAAGUGGAUGCAGGACUAAAGGAUGAGGUGAGGUGGAGAGAAGUGGAUGCAGGACUAAAGGAUGAGGUGAGGUGGAGAGAAGUGGAUGCAGGACUAAAGGAUGAGGUGGAGAGAAGUGGAUGCAGGACUAAAGGAUGAGGUGAGGAGAAGUGGAUGCAGGACGAAAGGAUGAGGUGGAGAGACGUGGAUGCAGGACUAAAGGAUGAGGUGUAGAGAAGUGGAUGCAGGACUAAAGGAUGAGGUGUAGAGAAGUGGAUGCAGGACUAAAGGAUGAGGUGGAGAGAAGUGGAUGCAGGACUAAGGGAUGAGGUGGAGAGAAGGUGAUGCAGGACUAAAGGGGUGAGGUGGAGAGAAGUGGAUUCAGGACUAAAGGAUGAGGUGAGGUGAAGUGGAUGCAGGACUAAAGGAUGAGGUGAGGAGAAGUGGAUGCAGGACUAAAGGAUGAGGUGAGGAGAAGUGGAUGCAGGACUAAAGGAUGAGGUGGAGAGACGUGGAUGCAGGACUAAAGGAUGACGUGAGGUGGAGAGAAGUGGAUGCAGGACUAAGGGAUGAGGUGUAGAGAAGUGGAUGCAGGACUAAAGAAUGAGGUGUAGAGAAGUGGAUGCAGGACUAAAGGAUGAGGUGAGGUGGAGAGAAGUGGAUGCAGGACUAAAGUAUGAGGUGAGGUGGAGAGAAGUGGAUGCAGGACUAAAGGAUGAGGUGUAGAGAAGUGGAUGCAGGACUAAAGGAUGAGGUGAGGAGAAGUGGAUGCAGGACUAAAGGAUGAGGUGAGGAGAAGUGGAUGCAGGACUAAAGGAUGAGGUGAGGUGGAGAGAAGUGGAUGCAGGACUAAAGGAUGAGGUGAGGUGGAGAGAAGUGGAUGCAGGACUAAAGGAUGAGGUGGAGAGAAGUGGAUGCAGGACUAAAGGAUGAGGUGAGGAGAAGUGGAUGCAGGACGAAAGGAUGAGGUGGAGAGACGUGGAUGCAGGACUAAAGGAUGAGGUGUAGAGAAGUGGAUGCAGGACUAAAGGAUGAGGUGUAGAGAAGUGGAUGCAGGACUAAAGGAUGAGGUGGAGAGAAGUGGAUGCAGGACUAAGGGAUGAGGUGGAGAGAAGUGGAUGCAGGACUAAAGAAUGAGGUGGAGAGAAGUGGAUGCAGGACUAAAGGAUGAGGUCAGGAGAAGUGGAUGCAGGACGAAAGGAUGAGGUGGAGAGACGUGGAUGCAGGACUAAAGGAUGAGGUGUAGAGAAGUGGAUGCAGGACUAAAGGAUGAGGUGGAGAGAAGUGGAUGCAGGACUAAAGUAUGAGGUGAGGUGGAGAGAAGUGGAUGCAGGACUAAAGGAUGAGGUGUAGAGAAGUGGAUGCAGGACUAAAGGAUGAGGUGAGGAGAAGUGGAUGCAGGACUAAAGGAUGAGGUGAGGUGGAGAGAAGUGGAUGCAGGACUAAAGGAUGAGGUGAGGUGGAGAGAAGUGGAUGCAGGACUAAAGGAUGAGGUGGAGAGAAGUGGAUGCAGGACUAAAGGAUGAGGUGAGGAGAAGUGGAUGCAGGACGAAAGGAUGAGGUGGAGAGACGUGGAUGCAGGACUAAAGGAUGAGGUGUAGAGAAGUGGAUGCAGGACUAAAGGAUGAGGUGUAGAGAAGUGGAUGCAGGACUAAAGGAUGAGGUGGAGAGAAGUGGAUGCAGGACUAAGGGAUGAGGUGGAGAGAAGUGGAUGCAGGACUAAAGGAUGAGGUGGAGAGAAGUGGAUGCAGGACUAAGGGAUGAGGUGGAGAGAAGUGGAAGCAGGACUAAAGGAUGAGGUGUAGAGAAGUGGAAGCAGGACUAAAGGAUGAGGUGGAGAGAAGUGGAAGCAGGACUAAGGGAUGAGGUGUAGAGAAGUGGAUUCAGGACUAAAGGAUGAGGUGGAGAGAAGUGGAAGCAGGACUAAGGGAUGAGGUGGAGAGAAGUGGAUGCAGGACUAAAGGAUGAGGUGGAGAGAAGUGGUUUAAGGACUAAAGGAUGAGGUGGAGAAAAGUGAGGUGGAGAGAAGGUGAUGCAGGACUAAGGGGUGAGGUGGAGAGAAGUGGAUGCAGGACUAAAGGAUGAGGUGGAGAGAAGUGGAUGCAGGACUAAAGGAUGAGGUGGAGAGAAGUGGAUGCAGGACUAAAGGAUGAGGUGGAGAGAAGUGGAUGCAGGACUAAAGGAUGAGGUCAGGAGAAGUGGAUGCAGGACGAAAGGAUGAGGUGGAGAGACGUGCAUGCAGGACUAAAGGAUGAGGUGUAGAGAAGUGGAUGCAGGACUAAAGGAUGAGGUGGAGAGAAGUGGAUGCAGGACUAAAGGAUGAGGUUUAGAGAAGUGGAUGCAGGACUAAAGGAUGAGGUGGAGAGAAGUGGAUGCAGGACUAAAGGAUGAGGUUUAGAGAAGUGGAUGCAGGACUAAAGGAUGAGGUGGAGACAAGUGGAUGCAGGACUAAAGGAUGAGGUGGAGACAAGUGGAUGCAGGACUAAAGGAUGAGGUGUAGAGAAGUGGAUGCAGGACUAAAGGAUGAGGUGGAGAGAAGUGGAUGCAGGACUAAAGGAUGAGGUUUAGAGAAGUGGAUGCAGGACUAAAGGAUGAGGUGGAGAGAAGUGGAUGCAGGACUAAAGGAUGAGGUUUAGAGAAGUGGAUGCAGGACUAAAGGAUGAGGUGGAGACAAGUGGAUGCAGGACUAAAGGAUGAGGUGGAGAGAAGUGGAUGCAGGACUAAAGGAUGAGGUUUAGAGAAGUGGAUGCAGGACUAAAGGAUGAGGUUUAGAGAAGUGGAUGCAGGACUAAAGGAUGAGGUGGAGAGAAGUGGAUGCAGGACUAAAGGAUGAGGUGUAGAGAAGUGGAUGCAGGACUAAAGGAUGAGGUGGAGAGAAGUGGAUGCAGGACUAAGGGAUGAGGUGGAGAGAAGUGGAUGCAGGACUAAAGGAUGAGGUGAAGAGAAGUGGAUGCAGGACUAAAGGUUAGCAGCACAAUGAAAGAGUGAAGACUGAAAGGGAGAGCAGAGAGGAAGGGUGGAGAGAAGAUUACCCAUGUUAGUAUUCAUGCCAGGGUCUCCGACAUAUGGCUGCCAAUGAGUAUGUCCCUCACCAUUAAGUCAACAUGGUGACCACCGACCCCUGUGUCUGAGUCAUCCCACUGUGUGUGUGUGUGUGUGUGUGUGUGUGUGUGUGUGUGUGUGUGUGUGUGUGUGUGUGUGUGUGUGUGUGUGUGUGUGUGUGUGUGUGUGUGUGUGUGUGUGUGUGUGUCACAUACAGAUCCGUGUGUCUGUACUCUUAAUAUAAUCUGCUGAGAGCUUGGACUCAGAAUAGAUCAUUCAGUAUACUGUUCAUUCUACUGCUGUGAGACAAAACUAUCCUCUUAUGUAAAUCAGUCUGAAGAGAGAGAUAGAAGGCGAGAGAGAGAGAGAGAGAGAGAGAAUACAGAGUGUUUUUUUCUGCCUCAUGAACAUUCCACUAACAAUUUCCCUGAACGACAGUGUGCAUAUUUUACCACUGAUGGAGGCACCAAGUGAAUGUGCAUUUUUUUCCCGAGUCACUUAGAGCUGUUCUCCUCUGGCCUUUCAGUUCACUGCCUCUCCAAUCACACGGAGUGACCCAGGCCUUUCCGCUAUGCUUUGUACAUGCUUAAAACUAGACAGUAACAGAAUAUGUAUUGGCGAUUCACUACGGCUCUAAAUAUUCACCAGGAUGAAUAUGAACUAAAAGAUGGAGUUAUAUUAUAGUUAUAUUCUGUUUAACUGUUUUUGUAUGCACACACACACACACACACACACACACACACACACACACACACACACACACACACACACACACACACACACACACACACGCACAAAGCUUGCACGUACACAAACACACAUCAACAAGGUACAUUACACCCUACCUCCAGGUCACACAGUAAUGGCUGUAUUCUGUUUGAUGUUUCAUAAAGGAUGUGUUUCGUUGUGUGUCGUCUGUGCUGUGUGUCUUUCAGCAGAGAAAAGCUUUGUCACGUGUGACAUAAUGCAUCCGCUCUUCAUGUGAGUGAAGCUCAUUACAUAUUUAUACUCGAAAAUUGCCUCAAACAACACUGUAAAAUGCAUUAACAUCCAGACUUCUUCAAGGCAACAACAACAAAAGCAAAGUUAGAGAAAAGUGGCUUACAGAAUAAUAUGGCUUAUGAAUCAUAUGGCGUAUGAAUCAUAUGGCUUAUGAAUCAUAUGGCUUAUGAAUCAUAUGACUUAUGAAUCAUAUGGCUUAUGAAUCAUAUGACUUAUGAAUCAUAUGGCUUAUGAAUCAUAUGGCUUAUUCGUAAUGUGGCUCAUGAAUCAUAUGACUUAUGAAUCAUAUGGCUUAUAAAUCAUAUGGUUUAUGAAUCAUAUGACUUAUGAAUAAUAUGGCUUAUUCGUAAUGUGGCUUAUGAAUCAUAUGGCUUAUGAAUCAUAUGACUUAUGAAUCAUAUGGUUUAUGAAUCAUAUGACUUAUGAAUCAUAUGACUUAUGAAUCAUAUGGCUUAUUCGUAAUGUGGCUUAUGAAUCAUAUGGCUUAUGAUUCAUAUGACUUAUGAAUCAUAUGGCUUAUGAAUCAUAUGGCUUAUGAAUCAUAUGACUUAUGAAUCAUAUGGCUUAUUCGUAAUGUGGCUUAUGAAUCACAAGACUUAUGAAUCAAAUGGCUUAUGAAUCAUAUGACUUAUGAAUCAUAUGGUUCAUGAAUCAUAUGAUGUAUGAAUCAUAUGUCUUAUGAAUCAUAUGACUUAGGAAUCAUAUGGCUUAUGAAUCAUAACCAGUGUGUCCCAGUAGAUGAGAUUACCUCUGACCUUGUAAUGAGUAGAGAGCAUUUCAGUGUUUUGACAGAGUGUUUAGAAUUGACCAACCCUUUCAACACAGCAUCUCUUCAGCCAAGCAGAAUGGAAAUAAACUCAACAUUGUCUUAUUUAUUCCUUCAUGUGAAAUACAAGGUAUUGAACGUU